CCUCCUUCUUCAUACACCACCACAAUGAGCGCCGACGACAACACCCAAGAAACGCCUCAGCGUACGGCAAUUGGCAUCUCAUUCGGCAACUCGUACUCCAGCUUCGCCUACGAUGGAUUAGUCCUCGCCAACGAAGAGGGAGACCGACAAAUCCCCACGAUCCUCUCCUAUGUCAGCGGCGAAGAGUUCCAAGGCACACAAGCAAAAGCACAAAUCGUCCGCAACCCACGCAACACCGUCGCCUCGUUCCGCGACUUUUUGGGAAAGUCCUUCUCCGAAAUCGAUCCCACUCCAUGCCACUCCAGCGCCCACCCGAUCGAACACAACGGCGGAAAGAGCGUGGCAUUCAGCGUGCAGGAGAAUGUGGACGAGGAUGGCAAUGCCAAGGGAGAGAGGAGCACAAUCACUGUGGAUGAGAUUACAACUCGCCAUCUGCGCAAGUUGAAGCAGUCGGCGGCGGACUACCUUGGAAAGGAUGUUACGGCUGCGGUCAUUACAGUUCCCUCUGACUUCACGGAUGUACAAAAGGAGGCUCUCACCGCUGAUGCGGCUGCGGCUGGGAUUGAAGUGUUGCAGUACAUCUCCGAGCCGGUGUCUGCUCUUCUCGCACACGACGCCAAGGUGCAGCAAAACGGAGAGGACAAGCCAUCUCAACAGGACAAGACUGUGAUUGUCGCGGAUCUCGGUGGCAACCGCUCGGAUGUGGCAGUCAUUGCCAGCCGCGCCGGUCUGUACACUACCCUGGCCACCGUCCACGACUAUGAGCUUGGUGGUGCCAGCUUGGACAAGGUUCUCGUGGAGUACGCCGCAAAGGAGUUCCUCAAGAAGAACAAGUCUGCCAAGGACCCGCGUGAGAAUGAAAAGAGUCUGUCCAAGCUCACUCUCGAGGCGGAGGCUGUCAAGAAGUCCCUCUCCAUCGGUGCAUCGGCCAACUUUUCGAUUGAAUCCCUCUCUGACGGCAUCGACUUUCAACUCAGCGUCAACCGCACUCGCUUUGAGCUUCUCGCCAGCAAAGUCUUCGCAUCCAUCACACGUCUUGUCGAGAGCGCCGUCGCGAAAGCCGGUCUCGACCUCCUCGACAUUGAUGAAAUUCUCCUCUCCGGCGGAUCCUCUCACACUCCCAAGAUCGCCUCCAACAUUGCUUCCCACUUCCCUGAAUCCACCACGAUCAUCGCACCGAGCACAUCCCCAUCCGCCAUCAAUCCCAGCGAACUCACCUCCCGCGGCGCCUCCAUCCAAGCACUGCUCAUCGCUGGCUUCGAGAAGUCCGACAUCGCCGAAAACACCGAAGCCAUCGUCACCGCCGCUCCUCACAUCCCUCACGCCAUCGGGCUCGUCACGGGCGACAACUCUUUCGCCGUCAUCGUCGCCGCUGAGACUCCUGUCCCAGUACGGAGGACCGCUCAAAUCAGCGUUGCAAACGGCGGCGAUGUCCUCCUCAAAUUGGCAGAAGGUGUUCGCGAGAUCAAGGUCACGAAAGAGGAGAAGCCGGCUACGAAUGGGAACAAGGAUGAUGAGGAUGAGGAUGAUAGCGAUGAUAGCGAUGACGAGCCGGAGGAGAUCCGCUCAAAGGUGUGGAAGGCGGGCAAGUCGCUCGCGGAGGUGGGUAUCAAGGGUGUGAAGAAGGGUGGCAAGGUGGAGAUUCAGGUGAAUGUGAAUGCGGAUUUGAGUCUGACUGUGGUGGCGAGAGAGGUUGGUGGGAAGGGUGGUGUGAGGGGGACUGUCGAGGCUGCUGCGUAG
Molecule: messenger RNA, 1740 nt
Organism: Zymoseptoria tritici IPO323
Lineage: Eukaryota; Fungi; Ascomycota; Dothideomycetes; Mycosphaerellales; Mycosphaerellaceae
Exons: 1
Coding region: 25-1740 (571 amino acids)
Biological process (GO): protein folding
Cellular component (GO): cytosol; nucleus
Molecular function (GO): ATP-dependent protein folding chaperone; ATP binding
Source: RefSeq, a predicted model, not a curated record